Molecule: messenger RNA, 255 nt
Organism: Dicrocoelium dendriticum
Lineage: Eukaryota; Metazoa; Platyhelminthes; Trematoda; Plagiorchiida; Dicrocoeliidae
Source: the annotation of a GenBank genome assembly
AUGUCCGGUACCGCUUAUUGCUUUAGCAAUAUUGAACAAUGCAUGGUCCUAUUUCAUCUGACAAUUGUAUUCAUUAAUUGGUUACCUACAGUUAGUCCAUCGACUGACGUUGUGAAUAUGGAGACGAUAAAUGUGAACUGUUCCGGUUAUUUUCGUUAUGAGGCAGUUGACACCUCUCUGUCGGUCACAGUUGAUCAGCUGGUCAAGGAGUUGUGCUACCCUGGAUAUCGUAUCGUCGUUGUGGCCCUCAAGUAA